AUUGAGUCAGUGCAACAAACACAUUUUUGUUUUAUGAGAAUAGGUCCGCUAGCUACAUCAUGCAAUUCUCAUCACCAUGUGAAUAUUUUGUAGGCUAUAAUUUAUAAUGAUUGUUAUGUAGUUUUUUUUUUGGUGGGAUUCGUCAGAAAAACGGGUGUGUGGGUAAAAAUAAAGUGAAAAAAUUAAAUCAGGGAAAGAUUAGACCUUUACUCAGACCAAUAAAUAAAUAUUUAUAGUGCCAGUUGUUUGUCAACAUGUUACGCCAUUCCCAUCUCAUUAAUCAAUAGGCAGGCAUAGCCUAACCACCAACUCUUUACUUCCCAUGUCCCACUGCGCCACCGUGUGGCCACAUACCCUCCCUACAGCACCCGCUGUGUACAAGUAGUUUGCGACGUAGCGCAGGCGUCUCACUGUCAAUGAAAGAGGCUCACUCACGGCAUACCAGACUUGAGUACAGUGGGAAACCCAGCAUACACAGACACCAAUUUAACUACGAAGAGAGCCGAACGGAGAUACAUUUACAAUUUAAAAGGGUUCGAUUUGAGAGGCUUGCAACUCAGGAUGGCUACCGAGACAGCCUCUGUUCUUCUGUCCCCCAUCAAAACGUGCUUUCUUCUACUUUUGGGUGGUUUGAUGUCCAAAGCUGCGCAGGAGCAGCAGGGAAGUUUGUACAUGUGGAUUGAUGCCAACCAAGCCAGAAUCCUAAUUGGUUUCGAGGAGAACAUCUUGAUCGUGUCAGAGGGAAAGAUGGCUCCAUUCACAACGGACUUCAGAAAGGCCCAGCAGAGGAUGCCUGCGAUACCUGUCAAUAUCCAGAAGGUCAACUUCACCUGGCAAGCUACUGAACAGGCAGAGUACUUCUAUGAGUUCCAGACACUGCGUUCCAUGGAUGUGGAUAUCAUGGACAACCCCACGGUCAACGUUCCUCUCCUGGGCUCUGUACCACGUAAGCCCUCAGUGGUGCAGGUGGGCUUCCCGUGUUUAGGAGACCAGGAUGGCGUAGCGGCGUUCGAGGUCACCAUACUGGUCAUGGACGCCGGUGGGAACAUCAUCCUGAGGACACCUCACAACGCCAUCUUCUUCAAGACCUGCCAGAGAGCUAAAUGUCCAGGUGGUUGUCGUAACGGUGGGUUCUGCAACGAGAGACAGGUGUGUGAGUGUCAGGAUGGUUUCUACGGGCCGCACUGUGAGAAAGCCCUCUGCUCUCCCAGGUGUCUGAAUGGUGGACUGUGUAUGAGUCCGGGGAUGUGCAUCUGCCCACCUGGUUACUAUGGAGACAGCUGUGACAAAGCUAACUGCAGCAUCACAUGUUUAAACGGAGGGACGUGCUUCCACCCAGGGAAGUGUAUCUGUCCUGCAGGCUACGAGGGACCACGCUGUGGGAUCAGUAAAUGUCUCCAGGCCUGCAGGAACGGAGGAAAAUGCACUGGGAAAAACAAAUGCAAAUGUGACAAGGGUUUCCACGGCUACCUGUGUUCCAAGGCUGUCUGUGAGCCCAGCUGUGGAGCCCAUGGGACCUGUGUGGAACCUAACAAGUGCCUGUGUAAGGAGGGCUGGCAUGGACGCCACUGUAACAAGAGAUACAGAGGAGGUGCCUCUAACACCCAUCGUCUCUCAUCAGGCCCUAAACACAAGCCUCAGCAGCACUCCUCCUCUGCCAAGGAGGUGAAAGACGUCCCCGAUGCCGACAUCCCAGCAGAGACCAAUUACGUGGUAUAAGAGCCGGGUCCAGACAACCACACCUGGGUUCAAACACUAUUCAACAUCUUUCAGAUACUUUCAGCAUCUGCUCUAGUCCGGUUGGCGGCGCCUGAUGGGUGCGGCCUGGUGGGAGGGGU
Oncorhynchus gorbuscha (pink salmon) is the source of this 1838-nucleotide messenger RNA. RefSeq names its product wnt inhibitory factor 1 (gene wif1). Gene Ontology annotation, cellular component: cell surface; extracellular region. The coding region runs from base 562 to 1719 and encodes 385 amino acids. Gene Ontology annotation, molecular function: signaling receptor binding. The record is from RefSeq and is a predicted model, not a curated record. Gene Ontology annotation, biological process: anatomical structure development. NCBI's taxonomy places the organism in Eukaryota, Metazoa, Chordata, Actinopteri, Salmoniformes, Salmonidae. The transcript has 10 exons.